AUCACACACACGGUCACAUUGUAUCAUUAUAAUUAUGAACGAAGAACUGAAUUUUAUAAACAAAGAUUUAAACAAUGUUCUACAGCAACUUGUCAACGACAAAACACACGACAUGGGUGCCGAUGUGCAACAGCGAAAGGAAAAAGUGGCCAUGUUGAUCAAACUACAUGUGCGACACCUGCAACAGACGGUGAUUACGCAUCGCCGCCGUCGCCAGCAGCGAGCACGACGACGUCUUAAACAGAUGCGUUCGUUCUUCAUGCAACAGAUGAUACAGCUGCAGUCGAAGUACAUGCACAUGUUUGCCAUGCUGCGCCUUAAGCACGCCCAACUAGACAAUCUGGAUGAGGAGGAGCCAACUGCACUCAAUUCCGAAUCCCCGCCAGCUGAAAUUAUACCCACAGCGCACUCCGAGUUCUGGGAGCUGACUGUGCCGCAGUUCAGCGACGAACAGUUCCUCAACAGCUUACAUGUAACCCGCAGCACUUUCCAGAUGCUCUGCAGCCAAUUGGCCCCGACGCUGCAAUCGGUGCCCGAGCUAACUUCGCCCCACUUGGAGCAUAUCUCUGCUGAGAAAUGUGUGGGAUUGGCGCUCUACUUCCUAGCCAGCGGUGAACGCAUCUCCAUCAUAUCGGAGCAGUUUGCACUACCACGAGCACGCACCAUCAAGUGCUUGAAGGUCUUCUGCAAUGCAGUGAUGAGCAGCCUGGGCAAAGCGUUGCGUCUGCUGCCCCAAAGCCAAACGGAUUGCUCAAAUGUCUUGGCCGGAUUCCGCAGGGAAUGCAACAUGCCAGCUGCUCUAAUUGGUGUGCUCGCCGUCUGCUGCAUUCCACUGCGUGGCAAGGGGAAGGGACAAGGUGAUGCCACGCUACGCAUGGAGUUUCUCCUGGACGAUCGUAUGCUGUUCCGUGAACUGCAGCUGGGGAAUGCAAGUGGCAACAGGGCGCCAUUGACACCGCUAUUCGCGCACGCUCCCAAUCCUUUGUCGCAAUUGCCGCUGCGUUGCAUCAAUGGGCGUGAGGUGCCCACCUUUGUGCUGGCUCCCGUUCAUCAAAAUUAUCCCUUGAGACCUUGGCUGCUGCAGCAGUAUACGGAUCCUGUGGCGCCGCACGAAUACGAUUUCAAUGAGGUUGCCGAUCAUCUGCAGGAGCUCAGUGAUUGUGCCCUACAUAGGCUGAUGUCACGUUGGCGUUUCCUUAGUCAACCACUAGACAUCAGUUUCCAGACCGCUUCUUGCAUCAUUACGGCGGCCACCGUGCUGCACAAUCUGCUCGAGGAGCUCAGCGAACCACACAUGCUCGAGUGGGGCAAUAGUGUGGACGUCUCCAGGUUCAGGCCACCGCCCAUUUUCCUAAAUCAGCCAGACAGCAAUGAGGAUUCAUUACGUGCUUUAGAUGUGCGGGAUUUUCUCGCGAGGACAAUUAGCUCUACGGAAAUGUAAUAGGCAAUUAUAUUGGCGGAUUGUAAAUAGUUUAGCUAAUAAAAGACAUAUUUAUCUGUAUGCGAAGAUUCUUUAAUUUGAUAUUUAAAACUUGAACGAAUCACCUUUACGGAUUCUUUCGAUGGUGGAGA
Drosophila albomicans is the source of this 1572-nucleotide messenger RNA. RefSeq lists its product as uncharacterized. Bases 35 to 1441 code for a protein of 468 amino acids. The record is from RefSeq and is a predicted model, not a curated record. The transcript has a single exon. NCBI's taxonomy places the organism in Eukaryota, Metazoa, Arthropoda, Insecta, Diptera, Drosophilidae.